Clonostachys rhizophaga is the source of this 4017-nucleotide messenger RNA. Lineage: Eukaryota; Fungi; Ascomycota; Sordariomycetes; Hypocreales; Bionectriaceae. The record is from the annotation of a GenBank genome assembly.
AUGACCGAAAACUCGCCUAGAACUGUACGCUUCUCCGGCGGCGAGGACGACCUUGAUCAUACCAACUCUUCAAGCCCAGCCGAAGGCCAUGAUGAGAAUGGCGACGAGGCUGAGGUUACACACGAGGGUCAGGACGGGCUUGGAUCUCUCAGCCCGUACCCGGACUCCGCCGUGAACCAAGGCCCUCUCGCGGGAACGAUCGCCAAGACGAUCGCCAACGGUAUAUCUCGCAGUCAGAGGAGCAAUGGCGACGGCGAUGCUCCCUCCGGCGCCAACGGCACACGACCCCAACGUCCCCUCGGCCCGAUGCGGACGCCCUCAAAUACAUACAACCCAGCUACCUCGCGGAAGCCCGUGGUGACACAACCCCCGCCGGAAUUUGUUGAUUCGGCUCGAUCAUCCUCCAAAACGAGGGCGAGACCGGCGGAGAGUCGAUUUCGCGCGCAGGAGCGUGCAUAUGUGCAGAAGCUUCGGCAAGACUAUGCUGGAGAGUACUUUACCUCAUACCCGAACAUAAAUGGCAACGACUCAGACUCUGAAGGGGAGACUCCGUCGUCCGAAGGUCCAUUUGACGAACGAUUUGAUGAUCAGGAAACCAUCAUGUUUUACGGCAAUGACGAUCUCCAGCCGACCGAGGAAGAUUUGGAGGACUCGCAGAAUCGAGAGAGGUUGGAGUGGCAUGGCAUGCUGGAGGCCGUUCUCACUGGAGACGUGGUACGACAAGAGAAGAAGCGCCUAAUCGGUUCCUCUGAUCAGCAAAUUGGCAAGAACGCACACAAGUCGGAGAUGUGGCUUGGCAUCCGCGCCAAGGUCUGCGGGCGCCAUCUCCCAGUGCAGAGACGUAUGGUUGAGGAGGCACGAUCGACGUUGGAUCGCACGCUGGAUGAAAUCGUCAACUUCGAAGUCAAGGGUGAGAGUGAAGUGGGCAAGCCUCCGUAUGAGCAAGUGAAAGAAGUCGUCAAGAAGAUUGAGAAAUGCGAGGGACUCUACCCCUCAUGGGAUUCACUUGCUACAGAGCACAAAACUGCUAGAUCCAACGCUUUUCACGAGGCAUACGAAGCGAUUGUUUCCUGGUACAACACCAAUGAGAUGAUCAACACGGAGCUCAAGAUUCUCAAGAGAUGGGUUGGAAACGAUGACAUGGACUUUACUCGCACUAAGCAGCGGUCUCCAGCUGUCAACGGGAUCAGCACUGACGAGACCUCAUUUCUUGACCGCCUUAUGAAGGAAGAUGGCCUGCGCUCGCUGUACAAUGACGAGAAAAACUCCACACAACAAGGAAUGCUGAAACCGAUUGCAGCUAUUAUCUGCAAGGCAAAGGAAACACUCAUUCACAACUCGACAACUUUCCGCAAGCGCCACCUGCCGCCCUAUCUGGAAGAGCUUCUCACACUGAUCAGUUUUCCUUCGCGCUUGAUUGAGGAGAUUAUUCGGAUGCGACUCGCCUAUGCCAAGAGGGUUAAGGACACGGCACAGCAGAACCCUCUGAUGCAGGAUCAGAUGAUAUCGCAGUUUCAGCUUCUCCUCAAAUUUGCUAUCCGGAUCAAGGGGGAGUUUGCAACCAUUGCCAAGCCCGAACCUGGAUGGGAUCUCCCCCCAUUCAUUGAUGAGUCGUUUGACAUGGUUGUUCUCGAAGCUCUGAAAUAUUAUUUCAAGAUGUUGAACUGGAAGUUGAGCGGCAAUAAAAACACAUUCAAAGAGGCGGAACUUUUAUUCCAGGAGUGGGAUUUCGCAAAUGACAUCGGAAGUCAUCUCGAAAGAGGUCACAUCGUCGUGGCUGAGCAGUUCAGUUCGCUGACGUUCAAGGCCCUGAACCGGCUGAGCCAGACUUUUGAGAGCGAGCUGCAGGUCAAGGCCAAAGAGAGUCCGGCAGAAAUGAGCAAGCGAUACAAAGCCUGUUUGGAUUCCGUGCGUAUUCGGCAGCGGAUGUUGCAGCGGUUUUCUAGGAUGCUGACCGAUAAUUACGAGCACUGCUCCGAUUACAACAUUUCCUUCGGCCCAGAGCGCAUGAGGAAGUUCUAUGACCAGCUGGCAGCCACCGGCCAUUUCCAUGUGCAGACUGGGUUUUUGGAGCAGGAUGGGAUUUAUCUCAUCGCGUCUCCCGAGUUGCAUGACAAGCCGGACAUCAUCGAAGCCAUAAUGGCCAUAACAUCUAAGGAACGUCUGGUCGGCGAAGAAGGUGACCAGUACUUGCUACUUCUACGACCGGAAGAUCCGUUCAAUUGGUUUGCGGAGUCUAUUACGAUGAAUAUGCAACCACUGAGUAUCGACCUGAAGCGUGGGCACGCCCGUCUCUGCGCUACGGGAUCACCUGGACUACCGAACACACGCAGGACCUUCCUCGAUGCGGUGGAUAUGCACGUUGACUUGGUGCAAGAGUCCCGACCAAACAUUCACAAGGUCAACACUCGCUUAAUGGAGAUUCGGCGAGUGGCUUAUAAACUGUCCAACAACUUCAUGGACAGUGUAGAAACAAUCAGGAGGCAGACAGAAGGAAAAGACUGCCAGGAGCUCAUCCAGACUUGCUUUGUAUUUGCGACUGAAUUCGGUCAACGAUCACUGCUCUACAUGGACAGUAAUCGGCGACAGAUGAACAAUUUGAAACUGACAAAGCUCGCGCUGGACUGGAUCAGCUUUAUAUGCGAUGACUGCAUUGCCUCGGAUCGUAAAACUUUCCGCUGGGCAGUGCUAGCUCUCGAGUUUGCCAUGGGUAUGACGCGCGGCAGCCGGAUCAUCACCCUGGGAGAAAGCGAGUAUGAUAAACUUCGGAACAAAGUGGCAGGCUGCAUGUCUCUUCUCAUCUCCCACUUUGAUAUCAUGGGGGCCAAGUCGACUCUUGCUGCGCAGGCGGAAAAGGAGCGAAUCGAGGCUCUUGUGGGCCAGUUCCGAAAAGUCGACAAGAAUAGGAUGUUGGACGAUGAGGAAGCUUCAAUCUGCAUCACUCAGCAGCGCCUGGAGGAGCUGGAGAAGCUGGACAUAUUCCGGCGAGAGAAGGAGGCAGAGAGGCAGGCUCUUGGUCGCGUCUUAGAAGCCAACACGGAGGCCGACCGCUCUUUGGCCUACCUGUCCUCCUCCGCCACCAACAUCACAAUGCGUUGGCAGCAGGGCCACUUUGUGGGUGGCGGCACUUUUGGUCAAGUUUAUGCCGCCAUGAACCUGGACUCGGGUCAUUUGAUGGCGGUGAAGGAGAUCCGGCUACAGGACCCAAAGCUGAUCCCAACCAUUGCGGAGCAGAUUCGAGAAGAGAUGAGCGUGCUAGAAGUGCUGGACCACCCAAAUGUUGUCUCCUAUUACGGUAUAGAAGUACACCGAGAUAGGGUGUACAUCUUUAUGGAGUUCUGUUCCGGAGGAUCAUUAGCCACUUUGCUAGAGCAUGGCCGUAUCGAGGACGAACAAGUAAUCAUGGUCUAUGCCUUGCAAUUGCUUGAAGGUCUUGCAUAUCUCCACGAGAGCGGUAUUGCGCAUCGUGACAUCAAACCAGAGAAUAUUUUGCUUGACCAUAAUGGUAUCAUCAAGUACGUUGAUUUCGGUGCAGCUAAGGUCAUCGCCCGACAGGGACGUACUCUCGCUGCAGAUCUGCACGCGACCAAACCGAACAAGUCCAUGACCGGCACACCGAUGUACAUGUCGCCGGAAGUGAUCAAGGGCGAGAACCCUGGCAGAGCCGGCGCCGUGGAUAUCUGGUCUUUAGGCUGUGUCAUCCUGGAGAUGGUAACGGGUCGGCGACCUUGGGCUAACCUGGAUAAUGAAUGGGCGAUCAUGUAUAGUAUCGCCCAGGGAAACCCUCCGCAGCUACCAUCGACAGACCAACUCAGCGAGUGCGGCAUUGACUUCUUGAGCCGGUGUUUCACCAGGGACCCCAAAACUCGAGCCUCAGCUGUAGAGCUGUUACAGCACGAGUGGAUCAUCACUAUUCGCAAUCAGGUUGUUGAGCCAGCAACCCCAAGCGAAUCCAGCACAUCUACACCUAUAACGGCAUCAAGCAGAGGUAGCCUCGGAGGCGACGGAUUCUAUUAG